Messenger RNA from Racocetra persica, 272 nucleotides. The record is from the annotation of a GenBank genome assembly. Lineage: Eukaryota; Fungi; Glomeromycota; Glomeromycetes; Diversisporales; Gigasporaceae.
AUGACCUAUGAUCCUUUCGAAAGAUUUUUGGACCCUUUUUAUGAUCCAACCUUUGAUUUGGGUCUUCCUUACCUUUUUGUGAGCGAUUUGACUAGAACUACCGACCGGUUUGAUCGUUGGGGGCCUCGUGAUCGUGUGGGAAAUCGUGAUAGAUGGGAUAGAUUGGGCUGGGAAGAUCGAGAAGCAAGACGUCGGGUGCCUAUUCAAGAUCGUAUACCGCGUCAUGUAGAAUCGCGUGUUAUGACUGAAAGAGAAGGAGACGUUGUUUGGAG